UUCUUUCGGCCCACCUUGACUCACCUUGACAGUUUAGAUAGCCAUGGAGUGGGGUCAAGGGCCACCCGGGCCACCUGGGCCAGGCCCCGGCGGUUGGGGUCAAGGGCCUCCCUCAGGCCCUGGUUGGGACGGACCUCCCCCAGGCCCUGGGUGGGGUGGACCUCCAGGUCCCUGUGGACCUGGUUGGGGACCAAACCCAAACGAUGUUGAGUACGUGGAUGCGGAUGAACAGCGUCCAGGAUCAAAGAUGGCCAACGCUUUCUGCCUCUGCUGUGUUGGCAUCCUGCUGUUCCCAGUGGCUCUGAUGGUCUUGGGCUACAAUGAAGUCAAUUCUGUUUGCACACACGAGAAGAUCCUCUAUGGCCAAAAGAUGGCCGAAGUCAUUGGCUGUGAGCCUAGAAAUGCCUGGUAUCAGAAUAUGGUCGUGUAUAUGUCUUGUCCAGUCCAUGAGGAUAGCUUGCAGGUCUUCACUCCAGCCAGUUUCAAUUCCAUGGGCUUGCAAGACGCAAUCUCUUUCAGAUCUACUUCGGGAUCCCAAAAGGCUGAGAUGUAUCAGUGUGUGGAGACAUAUAGAACGGAAAAGACCAGGGAUAAAGAGACGAUCAAAAUUUACAGUUACAGUAUGGAAUGGAAGAGUCAGCCUGUGGAUUCCAGCCACUUCGCUUACAACGGCCAAGCCCAGGCGGCACGCGACCAAGGCUGUCCAUACUUUCGGCAAGUGGGCAAUCCCUCUUGGCCUGCAGAUCUUCCCCAAUCAUCCUCACAAAACUAUGCUCAAUCCGUGAGAGCAGGACCCUUGACCAUUGGGCAUCGUCUCAUUGCAGGAGAGGAUAGCAUCCUGGGAGGCUUGGAACCCAAUCAACGAGUGCAGCUCUCCAGCUUUGCUAGUCGCUUUCGGCCUUUCAAUCAAUUGGCUCCUCAUCCUCCAGCAGGUGGAUUCGUGUCAAUCACUCCGCAGAUGGCUGCUAUUGAUCCCUCGGGUCAGUACAUUGUGACUUGUGCCGCACCAACAAUUGGCUGCUUGCGCAUCUCCUAUAAGAAGAACUCGGCAACAACUUUAUCCGUGCUCAGCGGGGUUGAAGGAGGCUAUACAAAGCCCAUUGAGGUGCCUUCGAGUUGGGGCUGCUCUCCCGGGCAGUUUGAUGCCUUGAUUGGUAAGCCAAUGUCUUUGACGCAGUUUGCUGGCAAAUUCGAAGAAACGAAUUCGACAAAUACAUGGAUGAUGCGAGUGCUUGGCCUGGGAUUUGUGGUCAUCACAGUCUACUGUUGCUUUUCCCCGAUUUCAGCAGGUGCGGACGUCAUCGGAGACUUCCUUCGGUGCCUCCCAUGCGUUGGGGGCUUCUUGGAGGAUCUACUUGAAGGGAUGGUGGACACCUUGGUUUGGAUCGUCUCUUGUGCAGUUGGGUGCUCCUGUGGCCUACUUGUCAUUGCAAUUGUUUGGGUCGCUAUGCGACCCCAGGUCGGAGCUGGCCUGCUCUUGGUGUGUCUUGUGCUGGGUUGUUGUGCAUAUGCAAUUGCUCAGCAGCACAAGAAAAACAGGGAUUCAAACAGAAUAUCUGGGAAAGACGAGGAGGGAGGCUUUAAGAGCUACGAUGACGACUCUGACGAUGAAUGAUUGAUCGGUUCCAAGUGAUUUCAACGUCCUUUGUAGUUCUAUAGUUUCAUAUGAAUCGCUUUCUAACAGCAAGGCAACCAGUAUUUGUAUAUUGCCGCCAGUGGAGGAAAA
Molecule: messenger RNA, 1726 nt
Organism: Cladocopium goreaui
Lineage: Eukaryota; Dinophyceae; Suessiales; Symbiodiniaceae
Source: the annotation of a GenBank genome assembly